This is a messenger RNA of Tachyglossus aculeatus (Australian echidna), 1252 nucleotides long. RefSeq names its product pituitary tumor-transforming gene 1 protein-interacting protein-like. Gene Ontology annotation, cellular component: nucleus; cytoplasm. The transcript is spliced from 6 exons. Lineage: Eukaryota; Metazoa; Chordata; Mammalia; Monotremata; Tachyglossidae. The record is from RefSeq and is a predicted model, not a curated record. Gene Ontology annotation, biological process: protein import into nucleus. The coding region runs from base 33 to 584 and encodes 183 amino acids.
AUCGAAACUGGCCGCCCAAGCCACGGGCCGCCAUGCAGCGGGGGGCCCGAGCCGCCCGGAGCCGCCUCCACACCUUCUCCUUCUUCCUUCCCCUUGUCCUCCUCCUCCUCCUCCUCGUCGGGGCCAGGGCCGGGGCAGGACCCGCGCGGCCCACCCAGGCCAAGGGCCUUCAGGCACCGGGACAGGAGGUCGUCGGGGCCGGGGGGCAGGUAAACUUGAGUCUCCACCCUGGAAUCUCUCCCAUGCUGCUGCUGCCCAGAACAACCUGUGCUGACUUCUCCAACACCUCCUGCUACCAGUGCCUGAGCAGCUCCUCGUGCCUGUGGUGCAGCUCGAACCGCAAGUGUCUGGACCACCCCGUGACGGCCUUCAUCUCACCAUCCUCCACCUGUGCCCUCCCCAAGUCCUACUGGAGUGUCUGCUGGGUUAGCUUGGGAGUGUUGGUCAUCAUUGCGGCCUGUGUCGGAGGAACCCUCCUGCUGGCCCUGCUCCUGUGCUGUUUCUGCCUGUGCUGUAGAAAGUGUAACUGUUCAAACAUCAUCUUCAUCAGGAGCCACUACCAGGGCUUCUCCAGCUUGUCCUAGAGGCGUGCCUUGCGGUGGAGAGGUCAUCGAGCAAGUGCUGUCUGCCGAGGCUGCUUCUGGGACAGGAACCUCCCCCCACCCAAUUCCCAAUGGUCACUCUGCUUUCCUUCCACUUGGGCUUUGGGCUGGUGUGUGGACAUUUCCUUUCUACCUGGUCCUCCCCGAAAAGGAAGCCCAAAACCCAGCUGUCUCGUCGAGUCCAAUGUAACCAUCCCUGGGAUGGUCAGCGUGGAGCCACAGUGACGGGCCAUUCCGGGGGAAGGGGCAGUCACCACAACUCCAGCCUCUAGUGAAGGGGAGAGGAAGGUGGAGUCCCACAGACCCGCAACACCCCGAUGGGACAGGGACCCUUGGGUCUGGCUGCUCUCCAGUGUCCUUGAGGAAAGCACAGAUUCCCCCCUUAUCCCCACAGCUCAGCUCCCCCGAUUGCUACAGCCCUGCCAGUCAUCCCCAGCCCAGUCCUCUUCCCCCUGCACCCCAGAUCUGAGGGCAGGACUCAGCCAUCCCCUAGAAACUGAUCUGGCUUGUGAAAUUUUUCCUGGAAGCCUCCUCUUCUCCUGAGCAACCCUUCCCACCGUCUGCUCAUUAGCAGCCCAGGGAGGGAAGCAGAGAGGGCAGUGGAUAAUAAUAUAAUACUAAUAAUGGCUUUUGUUAAGUGCUUACCAUGU